Molecule: messenger RNA, 1154 nt
Organism: Puntigrus tetrazona (Sumatra barb)
Lineage: Eukaryota; Metazoa; Chordata; Actinopteri; Cypriniformes; Cyprinidae
Exons: 5
Coding region: 1-1092 (363 amino acids)
Source: RefSeq, a predicted model, not a curated record
AUGUUUUCCCCCUACCAAGACCUGAACUUCUUCAUCCUCCUGCUGGAGCAGGGGGAUUGCUCUCUCGAGGAAUAUACUGAGCUAUUCCUCCACCUCGCCAACGACUCCCGGUACCCGGACAGCUUUCUGUGUGGAAUUUACUUCCGCAGACUUAACAUCUCCAGUCAGGCGCAGCUGUACGGGAGCGGUCCUCGGGAGAGCAUUGCCGCUCACGUCGAGUGGGUGCUGGUGUCAUCUCUGAGUUUGGAGCGAUGUUCACGGAGAACUUCAGAUAACCAGGGGGCAGAGGGAGUUGGCCGGGCAGGUUUGGUUGUUAGAGGACAGAAAGAGUCCAGGCAGGAUGUUAGCGUGGAGCAGAGGGUAUUGGUAGCAGUGUUAACAUCUAGUAAAGAGAACCGGUUAGGAGGAGGGAGUGACAGUGACACUGCAGAGGAAAGACAGGUUGACGAGAGUGUGCGUGGAGAUGUGCUGGGGCGUGGGCAUCACUUGUGUUGCAAACGCUGUCGUUGGAUCAUCGUCGAAUCUGUGCUUGAGCAUUCCCGCCUGAGGUGUUGUUCAUCGGAUCUGAGUGUUUGGCGUCUGUGCUUCGGAUUGCUCUCAGCUGGAUGUCGUAAGAGGGAGGACACACUCGAGCUGCACUCGCUGGUGUCGGAGCUGGAGGCUGUGGAGAAGCAGAUCGGCGUUCUCCAGGUGAAGCAGGCCCAACUCAGGAAGCGGAUAGCUUUGCUUGAAACUUCCCGUUCUGAGGCCCGUGCUUCCGAGGUUAGUCCGCGGCGCGACACUAACACUACCCCCAUCACCUCGACUCCGUGUGUUUCUCUGUCCAGGCUCACUGCAACCAGGUCUCAGACCGCUCGGGUGUCGUUCACCCCGAUGCCCGGGCACCGGGAUCCCUCCUGGUUGCAGCCGCGACGGCCACGAGCCAGAGCCUCCCCUCCGCCGGCCUUCGAGAUCUCGACGCAGAACCGCUUCGCCACCCUCUGCGAGAAGGAUCCAGAGGCUGUCAUCAUCGGUGCCGGAGAUCGUGACCGAGCUCACCGGCGCUGUGGUCGUGCACGCGGGGGUGAACGACAUCCGGCAGCGGCAAUCUGAGGUUCUGAAGAGGAAUCCGCAGCGCCGCGCCCGAGACGCAGAUAAUCAUGUCCGGACCGCUU